UCUAGAGAGAGAAAGAGAGGAUAUGGGGAGACCACCUUGCUGUGAUAAAGUAGGUGUAAAGAAAGGGCCAUGGACACCAGAAGAAGAUAUCAUCUUGGUUUCUUACAUACAAGAACAUGGACCUGGAAAUUGGAGAUCGGUUCCUACAAAAACAGGUUUGCUUAGAUGCAGCAAGAGCUGCCGGCUCCGAUGGACUAAUUAUCUCCGGCCGGGUAUUAAGCGUGGUAACUUCACCGACCAUGAAGAGAAAAUGAUUAUUCAUCUCCAGGCUCUUCUUGGAAAUAGAUGGGCAGCCAUAGCAUCUUAUCUUCCACAAAGAACAGAUAAUGAUAUAAAAAAUUAUUGGAACACCCAUUUGAAAAAGAAGCUGAAAAAGCUUCAAGAUGGUCAAAAUCAUGAAGGAUUCUCAUCUUCUUCUCAACAGCCAAAAGGACAGUGGGAAAGACGGCUUCAAACAGAUAUUCGUUUGGCAAAACAAGCACUUUGCGAAGCUUUAUCUCUUGACAAAUCAACCUCUUUUCCUUGUAAUGACUCAAAGCCUUCUAUUAAUGCUGCUGCUGCUGCUGCUGCUGCUCCUCCAACUACUUACGCUUCAAGUGCUGAAAACAUAGCAAGAUUGCUUGAAAACUGGAUGAAAAAUUCUCCAAAACCAGCUCAAACAAAUUCUAAUUCCACAGCCGUGAGGGCGAAUUCAAGUUCUAGCACGGAAGAAACUACUACCCCAAAUCAUCAUCACCACCAUCAGGGUUUUGACUCGCUUUUCAGUUUCAACUCUUCCAAUUCGUCAGAUGGGUCGCAAUCCAUGGAUGAGAAUGCCAAUCUGACACCGGAAACAAGCUUCAUCCAAGAUGAAAGCAAGCCAAUAAACAUGGAGAGUAUUAAUAUCGAUGAUGAUGAUAAUAAUAACAAUAAUAAUCGAGUUCCUCUUUCUUUGCUUGAGAAAUGGCUGUUUGAUGAAGGUGCUGCUCAGGGUCAUGAUGACCUAAUUAACAUGUCAUUAGUGGAUAGUGAAAUCGGGUUGUUUUGAUGAAUAACUGCUUAAUUAAUUAAUUAAUCAUCGUGUCAUCUAGUGUUGCUUAAUUAGUUGUUUCUUUUUCUUUUUGGUGUUUUGAGUGUAGCUAGGUCUUCAUCUUCUGGUAAAAAAUUUGUUUCUAGACUAGAGUAAUUAAGCAGGAAAUUACUAAGAUGUAACACCCUCUUUACUGGAAGAAACAAAAUUGUAAAUUAGAAAGUGCAUAUCUAUAUGAAAAUGCUAUGUACUCGACACUAUUAUUAUAUGUAUAUAUAUAAGAUGAAUAAUAUAUAUUUUUUCUUCUAA
Messenger RNA from Jatropha curcas, 1318 nucleotides. Its product is annotated as myb-related protein 306. NCBI's taxonomy places the organism in Eukaryota, Viridiplantae, Streptophyta, Magnoliopsida, Malpighiales, Euphorbiaceae. Gene Ontology annotation, biological process: response to auxin. The record is from RefSeq and is a predicted model, not a curated record.